GUGGCUUACGUGCUCCAAUAACAGUAAACGUAGAAUGAACUUCACAAAAAAUCAAAAACAAAACGUAACUCAAAUUCAUUUGACCAAAAAAAAAAAAGGGAAAAAGAAAAAAAGAACAGAUUUUGAGCCAAUUAUCAACUUGAUAAGCUUGAAUUUGCAAUAGGCUCCGAUUAGCUUAAUGAAGACGGAGGGUCAGGGCGUAGAUAUGCUGGAGAAUACGAGCAAUGUACAUAAUAGAUUGCCUCGUCCAAUGAUCCAGUCUAUUUUCUCAGGAUUCCAGGAAAAGGUCCAAGAGUGUGUUAAGUCAAAUUUCAAAAGAUUGAAAACCAAUCAUGAUAAAUCAAUCUCAUCAGUCAUGAGAGGUAAGAACAGAGGAGCAUCUGCAGUCAUAGGUUUGGAUAAAGAGAAGCAAUUACAAUCUUGGAAAGAGAAUCCGAGUUGGGUUGAUCCACCGCCAAAUGUAAAGGUAAGUGUACCCAAAGGUUCUCUCUGCAACCUGAAUGUGAAAGUUAAUAUUGGAUUGCCCCCAGAUACUGUGUAUGACAUUGUAACCGACCCUGAAAAUAAAAGAGUCUUCAAGAAUAUCAAGGAAGUAUUAUCAAGGAAGGUGUUGGUUGAUGAAGGUUCAAGGCAAGUGGUUGAAUUAGAGCAAGCCGCAAUAUGGAGAUUUCUUUGGUGGUCAGGAACAAUAUCUGUUCAUGUUUUAGUGGACCAAAACAGAGAAGACUACACGAUGAAUUUCAAGCAAGUGAAAACUGGAUUCAUGGAAAGAUUUGAAGGUCACUGGAAAGUGGAACCCCUGCUUGUUGAUCAACAUCUUUGCCAUCCCUUCAGACCUAAGACGUUAGCGGAUUACAUUUCAUACACUAAAGGAAAAGGCAGGAUUGGAUCAACGGUUAGCUUGGACCAACUCAUUCAACCAGCUAUCGUACCUCCUCCACCCAUUUCUUGGUAUCUUAGAGGAAUAACUAGCAAGACGACCGAGAUGAUUAUAACAGAUUUGGUUGCUGAAGCAGCUAGAAUACGAGGAUCUUCUGGCACUGAUGGUCACCAAGGUUUGCAGGUAAAUGAGGAAUCUCCUGCUGAACCCCAAGUAGGCGAUAUUCGUGAUAUAAAAGAAAGGUGGGCGUUGAGAAGGAGAACUGCAAGGCAUCAUCGAAGAUUGUCUUCGAUUGUCAAGUCAUCAUAAUCUCUAUUUUGGCAGUUUAAUUGUGUAAAGCACAUUCUUUGUUGUAGUAUAGCUGAUAGAAUCUACUCAAAUAAAGUGUGAUUGAACACAUUCGUUAUUCUGAGUUCAAUGAAUGAUACUAUGCAAUGAGAAACCAAAUAUGACCUACAAGUGGUAAUUACUCCUCCAUCUUUAGGGAGCAGA
Molecule: messenger RNA, 1372 nt
Organism: Lycium ferocissimum
Lineage: Eukaryota; Viridiplantae; Streptophyta; Magnoliopsida; Solanales; Solanaceae
Exons: 6
Coding region: 179-1189 (336 amino acids)
Source: RefSeq, a predicted model, not a curated record